AUGACCAGCACCGCAGCGUCAAAGGCGACCGCGCCCGUGACGUCGGACGUCGCCUGGCUGGCGGCCGGACGAUGUCAAGGCUGCGACGAGAUACGCUUGGCGGAAACGCGACGCAAAGAGCAACGAAAGGGCGACGUGGCCGCCGCGAGAAGCUCCAUGUCGGCUUUUUUCUCCUCGGAUACUAUGAGCGCCGUCGGAGACCAGCCCUCUCUUUCUUCAUCAGUCUUCAACGCCCUCGAAACACCCGACGCCUCGAAAGCAACACCCGAGCUGGUGCAUAACCUUCGACACGACAGCACCGUCCUCGCCCUCGCCGUCAGCCCAACGCACAAGUCGAUAUACGCAGGCACCCAGGACGGCGAAAUCGUCGUCUGGUCGCUCGAUACCUUCCAUCAAACUCGCCAAGUGCAGGCGCACAAGCGCAGCGUGCUCUCGCUGUUCCUCUCCCCAGAUGCGUCUCUUCUCUUCUCCAGCGCCGGCGACGCCAUAAUAAACGUGUGGUGCCCCAGGACCUUGCGCCGUCUUUACGAGGUGUACGGGGUCUACGAUGUGGGCGACGUCUUCUGCACCGCCUACAGCCCGCAGCACGAUACGCUCUACAUUGGCGCCCAAAACACCACCAUACAGUGGGUCACCCUGGGCAGUCCGUCCAGCCGGGUCUCCCCAGAUUCGCAGAGUCACCCCGACCGCCGAAGCCACCGGUUCUUUGACUCCAAGGCCGUCGGCGGCGGAGGAGCGACCCCGAGACGAAACGAAGACCGCUGGGCCCUGAUUCCGCGUGCGCAGGCCGUCCUGGAGAUCGACGAGGGGAGUAUCCGCCAUUUUGCCCACAACGGCUACGUGUACUGCAUGUUGAUGGCAAAGGGCCCGACGGUGGAAGCCGACUCGGAUGAGGACGUUUUGAUCUCGGGGGGCGGCGACGGGACCAUCAAGCUGUGGAGAUUGGCCGCAUCAGCAGAAAACGGCCGUGGCAGUGAAGAGGGGCCCGGCGGCGGCGGCAUCGACGAGAUCAUGGCUCUUGGCACAGACGACGCCGAGUCCGUGCUGUCGCUUGCCCUAGACGGGUCCUUUCUAUACGCCGGCAAACUUGACGGGAUCGUGGAACUCUGGGACCUGGACACGGCACAAAGACUCAGGGUGAUUAAAGCCCACGGCGGCGACGUCAUGUCGCUCCAGAUGGGAUGGGGCUGCCUCUGGGCUGGGUCGACAAACGGAUGGGUCAGCAAAUACAGCACCGCCCACUACGGCGCAUACAGGCACGCCUCGUCGAGGGAUCUCAGCCAGAAAUACCAAUGCCUCGGGAAAUGGAAAGCGCACAAGGGCAAAAUCCUGGCAUCGGCAAACACAACCUACUGCUCGGAGCAGUACUUCAUUACCGGCUCCAACGACGAGAAAAUCUCCGUCUGGUCCGUCAAGGACCUGGCAUCGCCGUCGAAGCAGCAGGCGGGCCAGGGGGUGAGCAAUGACUUGCUGCUCUCGACCCUGAGCGACUUUGUCUCGUACAAGACGAUAUCCUCCAGGCCGGAGUUCGCCGAGGACUGCCGCAAGGGCGCCACGUUCCUGGGCUCCCUCUUCAAGCGCCUGGGCGGCCACGUGGAAAUGCUCAGCACGGAAAAGGCCCGCAACCCCGUGGUGUACGCCAAGUUCUCCGGCAAGAAGGAGGCCUCCUCCUCCUCCUCCUCCUCGGAGCAGCGCAAACGCAUCCUGUUCUACGGGCACUACGACGUGGUGGCGGCGGACGAGAAGAAGGGAAAGUGGGCGACGGAUCCGUUCAGCGCCACCGGGACCAACGGCUUCCUCUACGGCCGCGGCGUCAGCGACAACAAGGGCCCCGUCAUCGCCGCGCUCUACUCGGUCACCGACCUCAUGCAGGCGCACAGGCUCAACAACGACGUCAUCUUCCUCAUCGAGGGCGAGGAGGAGUUCGGCUCCAGGGGGUUCGAGGAGGCGGUCAGGCGGAACAAGGGCCUGAUCGGGCACGUGGACUACAUCCUGCUGGCCAACAGCUACUGGUUGAACGACGAGGUGCCGUGCCUGACGUACGGCCUGCGCGGCGUGCUCCACGCCACCGUCUGCGUCGACUCGCCCCGGCCGGACAUACACUCGGGCGUCGACGGCUCGCACCUGUCGGACGAGCCGCUGACCGACCUGACCUGCGUGCUGUCCAAGCUCAAGGGGCCCGGGAACCGGAUCCUCAUCCCGGGCUUCUACGACGGCAUCCCCGCCCUCACGCCGGAGGAGGAGGCGCGCUUCGACGACAUCGCCUCCAUCAUGGUGCACCAGCAGCCGCAGCCCGCGUCCGCGGACAAGCUCAAGCGGUCGCUCCUCGCCCGCUGGAGGGAGCCCAACCUCACCAUCCACAAGUACAAGGUGUCCGGGCCGGACGGCAGCCUGGUCAGCAGCCACGCCAGCUCGCACAUCAGCCUGCGCCUGGUGCCGGGGCAGGAGGUGGAGCACGUGGCCGCCGCGCUGGAGUGGCACCUGCGCCGGCAGUUUGGCCUGCUCGAGUCGCAGAACCGCCUCAGCGUCAACGUCGACAACAAGGCCGAGCCGUGGCUGGGCGACCCGGGCAACGACAUCUUUUGCACGCUGGGGCAGGCCAUCAUGGAGGCGUGGCCGGACCGCUUCGAGCGGGUGCCCCAGGGGCAGCAGCACCGCCACCAGCAGGGGGCCCAGGCGCAGGCGCAGGCGUCGUCGGUGGGCAGGGCGACGAAGCCAAGGCAGCCGCUGUACAUCCGCGAGGGGGGGUCCAUCCCGGCCAUCCGGUUUCUGGAGAAGGAGUUUGGGGCGCCGGCGGCGAAUUUCCCGUGCGGCCGGGCGAGCGAUGCGGCGCAUCUGGAUAACGAGCGCAUGAGCCUGGUGAAUUUGUUGAAGGCGAGGGAGAUUUUCAGAAUGGUGUUUGCGCGGCUGUAA
Messenger RNA from Ustilaginoidea virens, 2913 nucleotides. RefSeq lists its product as uncharacterized. Gene Ontology annotation, biological process: glutathione catabolic process; proteolysis. The transcript has 3 exons. Bases 1 to 2913 code for a protein of 970 amino acids. Gene Ontology annotation, molecular function: protein binding; peptidase activity. NCBI's taxonomy places the organism in Eukaryota, Fungi, Ascomycota, Sordariomycetes, Hypocreales, Clavicipitaceae. The record is from RefSeq and is a predicted model, not a curated record.